Molecule: messenger RNA, 2687 nt
Organism: Sceloporus undulatus (fence lizard)
Lineage: Eukaryota; Metazoa; Chordata; Lepidosauria; Squamata; Phrynosomatidae
Gene: PMAIP1
Product: phorbol-12-myristate-13-acetate-induced protein 1
Exons: 2
Coding region: 101-286 (61 amino acids)
Biological process (GO): apoptotic process; DNA damage response; release of cytochrome c from mitochondria
Source: RefSeq, a predicted model, not a curated record
CUGUCAUUGCGCGGGAGGCAGCCAGAGCGAGAGAACCCCAGGAUUCGCACUCGCCGCCUGGAAGCCGGGUCGAGAGCGGCUCAGCCCUCGCCUCCUAGAAAUGAUGCCGGGCAAAACCAUGCGGAAAGCCGCCCCGACCAACCCAGCAGCCCCACUCCCUUCCUCGGAGGCAGAAUCUGAGGCAGUGGCAGAAUGCGCAUUGCAACUGUGCAAGAUCGGAGACAAAUGGAACCUCCGGCAGAGGAUCCUUAACCUAAUUUCAAAGCUCUUUUGUCCUGGAACAUGAAAGUGAACAAAAGGAAAUGAAAAUGAGCAAGGAGAAAAAAGAAAAAGGAUCCUUGGGAAGAUCUGAUUUUUUUUACAUAUUCCAUGAGAUGUUAAGAGGUGGAAUGUUUCUGGGCAUUUCUGCUGCCUAUUUCCUGUUGCCAAGGAAGGCUCCUGUAAUAUGAUUUCUUCAGAUAACAUUUCAGAAAGUUUGCUAGUGAAUGGAGAGAACUGGAAUUUACUGUUUACCAACGGCGUUGAACUGUGAAGGGCACUGGAAAAAGAAGGAAUCUGGGAGUGGCGAUCUCAUCCAGAGUUCAAUGUUCUCAUUGCCGAAGUUUUGGAAUCCACACAACUCAGCUGCUGUGCCAUGUUGAAACUUUAUGGAAUUUUGUGCAUUGCGAAGAGCAAAAAAACUUUUGUAACCUGGAUUAUCAUACUGAGUGCAGAUCAGUUCCUCAGCUCUUCCUAAUACUUAGAAUUUGGAAUCCCUGGAACAAGGAAUGUUUUGUUUAUCUAUUGUUUUACUGAAUGAAUGUAUGUUGCUACACAUUAAUAGGUUACUUUCCAAAGCAUUAAACUGAAAUGCUCUUAAGUGGCAGGGCUGACGCUACUCUAGCUGUAGUGCUAUUGUGCCAAUAUAUGCCCUGUGGGUAGGAAGUUACAUGGAUUUUUAUUGGAAUUGUAAUGGUUUAUUCUUUGGUGUUUAACCACCACUAAAUAUUCCAGAUGAAUGUUCAAAGCAUGCAAGAAGGUCUGCAUAGGUAAAAGCUUCCUUAGCAUUACAAAAUGAGUUGUUCAUUAUUGAUAUCAGAUAGAAUAUGAUUUUCUCCGUCAUGUAUAUCACAGAUAGCAGGUUUCCUAACAGUGUUACAAGUACUUGAGUGGGAUACGUUUUAGAAAGAAGGGAACAAAUUAAAACUUACAGCUCCCUGUAGGGAAAAAAAAUACACUUUUUUAACACUAGAAAAACAGCUGCAUUGUUACAAAUAUAUCAGCAAGAUGAAAUGUUACUGGCGAUUUAUAAAAAAAGAGGGGAGGUUAAAAUGGAGAACUUUGUUCUGAUGUAGAGAAGAGUGCAGGAUCAGAUGCAAGACAGGGGUAGCUGGUGGGCUCCAUGUCAGUUGGGCAGUGCAUUUGCUCUGGACUUCAGUCCAAACUUUAAAAUAACUAUCCAGGGUGUUGAACCCUACCUCCAGAAUGAACUCAUCACUUGGUAUAGUUUCUUUAUAAUGCUGAGGCUGAAGCUUGGUGUAGAUUCACCACACUCUUGGCAUAUGAGCCACUAGCCAUCACUUGGGUCUCCUUUUGCACCCAGUUUUUCCAUUCCAGCAAAAAAACUUGUCUACUCUGGCUAUGGAGGAAGUUGCAAAAAAAGGAUCAGCUGCCAGCACUGAAAUGCACUCAAAUUUUCUUAUGUUUCGGCACACCACAGAGCUAUAUUAUUCAGAACAAAUGGCCCAAUUGAGGUUUCUGAGUGGAUAUUAAAUAAAUAUCAAUAUUUAUUCUAUACCGGUCUUAACUGUAUUUUAUGUCAAAUUAAUGAAAGGUACAUUAGCCUUAAAUGAAGUCAACCGAAAGAUGCAUUUGGACUGGCUGAGGAACAGCAAUUUCUUCUGUCAACCAAAAUGCAAAGGUUCUUCAGUAAUAAUUUAAGAGGUUCAUUGCAGAGGUUCCCAAAAUUUGGUCCUCCAGGUAUUUUGGACUUCAACUCCCAGAAGCCCCAACAAGCUUGGCUAACAGUUAGGAAUUCUGAGAGCGGGAGCACAAAACAUCUGGAGUACCAUAGUUUGGGAUUCACUGGGUUAUUACAUCAAUGCAACUGUAUUUUGAAGCUAGGGAAAUUUUAAAGCCAGGCUUUGAUUUCCUCCCCUUUCAGCCUUUCACAGAAAUCUAAAUAACCAAAAUUGUUGAAGUCACCAAGAAGUUGGCCCUUGUGUUUCCUACAUCAUUUUGGUUAACUAAACUACCAUUUCAAAGUACUUUGAUUUGCCGACAGUGUUUUUAUUCGACUACACAUUACCAAAUUCUGGUCAACCUGUUCAAACAGAUACCUGCGGAAUUGUAAAGUGUCAUUUGAAGUGAGUGGUGUCCAGUUUAUUUAUAUUUCUUGUUUGUUUGUGGUGACUUUUUUUCACUGUAGAAUGUGUGGAUGAUGGCGUGGUGCACAGCAUAUUGUUUUGCCAAAUUUAUGUCUUUAUGACAGGAAGACUGUUUACAGCAGACGCUAGUUCAGUUCAGUAUUUAAGGGGUGUAUGAAGGCUCCAGUUCAUGUGCAUGAUUCUUUCAAACAGAUUUCCUUUGUUGCUUUUUACAAGGGUCUCCAUGUAUUUAGCUUUUGUCUUACAAAUGUUGUUGUCUAUUGUUUUGUUUUUGUAGUGCCACCUCAUUGAAUUAAUAAAGUUCAUGUGUUUACAAAAAAA